Rotaria sordida is the source of this 909-nucleotide messenger RNA. The record is from the annotation of a GenBank genome assembly. Lineage: Eukaryota; Metazoa; Rotifera; Eurotatoria; Philodinida; Philodinidae.
AUGAUGUCAAACAAGACCAAUGUUAUCAAUCAAAAAAAUUCUUCUGAAAUUUUUAUAUCAAAUAAAAAACUUCAAGAAAAUUCUUCUAUAAAAAAAAUACAAUUACAUGCCAAUAUUAAUAUUGCUUUUGCAUUAAAUGAUGUUGAAUCAACAUUUCAACAUUCAAAAUCAAUAUCAUUUCGUUUACAUCCUAUUACUUCAACAUUAUCAAAAGAUACCAAUAAUCAAACUUUCAAAUCUGAAAUUUAUUUUAAUCCAAAACUUCAAGAAAAAAUUAGUCAAUUGGAACCAAAACUACAUGUUGAUUUAUCUUAUUGUCAUUUAACUGAUGCUGAUAUGUCAAUUGUUGUUAAUGAAAUUAUUAAUAAUAGAAAAUGUACAGACCUUUGGUUACAUGGAAAUAAAAUAACAUCCCAUGGUGCAUCAAUAUUAGCAUCAAGUUUAAUAAAUAAUUCAAAAUUAAAAAGUCUUGAUUUAUCUUUUAAUCAAAUCUGUGAUAAUGGUGUAUAUUCAUUAAGUCAAGCACUUUUAUCAAAUCAAAAUUCAUCUCUACAAAUUCUUUAUCUUAGUAAAAAUAAUAUUUCAAAUAAAGGACUUAAAUAUUUAUCUGAAAUGCUUAAAACAAAUCAUACAUUAAAAGAAUUAUGGUUAUCAAAUAAUGAAAUUGGUGAUGAAGGUAUUAAAGAAUUAGCUUAUGUAUUAGCUUAUCAUAAUAAAACAUUGAAAGUUUUAUCUAUUUCAAUGAAUAUAUUUAUAACAGAUUCAUCUAUUAAUUAUCUUAUUGAAAUGUUUGAACAUAAUCGAACAUUAAAAAGAAUUUGGAUUAACAACUGUAAUUUAACUGAACAAGGCAAAAUGAAACUUCGUCAAAAAACUGAUCAAAGGAAAAAUUUUAAAAUUGAAAUAUAA